Molecule: messenger RNA, 1122 nt
Organism: Penicillium odoratum
Lineage: Eukaryota; Fungi; Ascomycota; Eurotiomycetes; Eurotiales; Aspergillaceae
Exons: 6
Coding region: 1-1122 (373 amino acids)
Molecular function (GO): dioxygenase activity
Source: RefSeq, a predicted model, not a curated record
AUGCCAGGAAAAAUUAUUGAUCAAUACGACCAUGUUCCAGUGACCAAGGCGGACUUGGACUGGGCUGAACUUGUCACCCUUGACUUGGGCAUUUUCGACAAGCCCGGUGGCAAAGAGCAACUUGCUAAACAGUUAGAACAUGCUGUGCAGCAUGUUGGAUUUUUUUAUGUUAAAGGCUUCAACAUCAGCCAAGAAGAAGUCGAUCGCCAAUUUGCUUUAGGUCGCGAAUUUUAUGCCUUACCACUCGAGGAGAAACUGAAAUAUCACAAUGCCGAUGAUCUCGUCAAAGGCGAAUACAAUGGAUAUAGACCCGCCGGGCACCGCAUCUUGGGGAAUGGUAUCAGAGAUAAUGUUCAGGUCUACAACAUUCCCAAGUUCGACGGCUUUCAUCAGCGACAACAGCCUCCCGUCAUCUCCGAUCAUAUUGAUGAAAUUGAAGCUUUCAGCCGAAAAUGUCACACCGAGGUAGUGGAGAAGCUACUACGUGUCUUUGCCAUCCUUCUCGAACUUCCAAGCGAGGACCAGCUGGUCCGCGAUCACCAGUAUGAAGUGAAAGGCGAGGACCAUCUGCGUUAUAUGCACUACGCAGCACGCAGCGCCGAGGAAAACAAGAAAGUUGGUGACUUGUACAGUCCCGGACAUACAGACCUGGGAUCCAUUACCCUGCUUUUCCGCCAGCCUGUAGCCGCCUUGCAGAUUCUUAACUCCGCAGGAGAGUGGAAGUGGGUAAAGCCCCAAGAUGGAACAAUCACAAUCAAUACGUGUGAUGCACUUACAGCCCUGACUGGUGGAUACGUGAAGUCAAGUGUUCACCGAGUCCACGCACCUCCCGCUGAUCAGGCCCAUGUGGAUCGGCUGGGCGUGCUAUACUUUGCUCGACCAAACAAUCAUGUUGUUCUGGACCCUAUUGAGAACAGUCCCGUGCUGAAUCGUCUAGGUCUCACACAGAACGCCUUCACUAAUCUUGGUCAGCAUCUCACGACUGAACAGUGGGUCAAGGUACGACAGACGCAACAGCAACGUCGUAACAAAGAUAUAAAAGUCUCUGAGGAGGGAAAAUACACCUACGCAAAGGGGGAUCUUGAUAUCAUCCCAGGACUGGAAGCUAAAAUUUAUAACUAG